GAGGAGUGUCAAUCAAUCUCCAGCUGGACCACAAUGGCAAAAAACUCCCUCCUCGGAGCUGUGAGGAGAUGUGUUUGAUCUUUUCCUGCUAGAAAUACUAAAGAAGAAGUAGAAGAAGAAGGAGAAGAAGUGCACAUUUUGAACUUAAAGAUGGAGGAAGGCUACGAACUUGACCUGACCUAUGUGACCGAGCGCAUCAUCGCCGUGUCCUUCCCGCAGGCCUGCUCCGAAGAGACCUACCUGCAUAAUCUGAAGGAUGUCACACGCAUGCUCAAGUCGAAACACGCCGAUAACUAUUUGGUGAUCAACCUGUCAGAGAAGAAACAUGACCUGACUAGGAUGAACCCUAAGACUUUAGAUACGGGUUGGCCGGAUCUUCACGCUCCUCCUCUGGAUAAGAUCUGCACCAUCUGUAAGGCCAUGGAGAACUGGCUGACCAAUGACCCCCUGCAUGUUGUGGUCAUCCAUUGCAGGGGAGGUAAAGGGCGGAUUGGAGUGAUCAUCUCUUCCUUCGUUCACUUCACUGACAUCUCGGCCAGUGCGGAUCAGGCGCUGGAUCGCUUCGCCAUGAGAAAGUUCUACGAUGAUAAAGUCUCUGCUCUGAUGACGCCCUCACAGAAAAGAUAUGUAUGGAUCCUGAACAGCCUGCUCAGCGGCUCCAUGAAGAUGAACACCUCUCCUCUGUUCCUGCACUGUAUAAUCCUACACGGGAUUCCCAAUUUCGAGAACUCUGGGGUGUGUCGUCCCUACAUAAGGGUAUAUCAGGGGAUGCAGGCCGUCUACGCCUCUGGUGUUUAUCACAUCGGACCAGGCCACAGACAUAAGGUGUGCAUAGCCCUGGAGCCGGCUCAGCUACUGAAAGGAGACAUCAUGAUCAAGUGUUUCCAUAGAAGCAGUCCAUCUCAGAAAGAUCUGGUCUUCAGACUGCAGUUCCACACAGGAGCGGUGCAGGGAUACAACCUGAUGUUUGAGAAAGACGACUUGGAGCAAGCCAACAAAGAUCCCAGAUUUCCGGAUUACGGCAAAGUGGAGCUGGUGUUCUCUGAGAGCCCUGAGAGGAGCCAAGGAGCUGAACUCUGGCAGAAUGGAGCCGAUGUGUCGGUGGACUUCAGCUCUACAGACUCACUCACCAGGUGGGAUUCAUACCAAGACGUCUGCAACGGUGAAGCUCCUUCUCUGCAGUCCCCGAUCGGAACCCUGGACAAAUUCUCACCUAAGCGGAUACAGAGCAGCACAGUCAUUCUUAGCAGAUCCAACCGCACCACAUCCGUCACCUCCAGCCCAGAGCAUAGCGAUCACGCUCUUUCAGCCAGCAGCGACUCCGGUCUCUCGAGUACUUCCCUUUGGACGGAGCGCUGCCCCGCAUCUAGUGUAAAGUCCGGUGGCCCCAGUGACCAGGAGAAGGCAGAUCUGACUCGCCUGCUGAGUGGAUUUGGGAUCGAUGAGCCUCAGACAGAUGACGGAAUGGAGCUGACCUCAGCCUCUCAGGGAGUCCUCCAUCACCCAGAGCAGGUUCAUAUAAAUGGCAACUCCCGGCCAAAAGAUAGAGAGACGGACAUCCUUGAUGACGAGGUUCUGAUGUCGGGCCAUGACCUGCGCAGUGUGGACAGUCUGGGGACUCUCUCUUCAUCGUACCACAAGAGCAGCCAAAACUCUCUGCUCUCUGAUGGCUUCUGCAGCCCUGGUGCGAUUGAGGAUGUCCCACAUCAUGGCCCAGCAGCCAUGGAAGAAUAUGAGCGAGCAUACGCUGAGACACGGAGAAACUGUUUUGCCAAGAGGACUGUCUCUGUUCCUGUCACCACCUCUGCCACCACAACUUCUAGGGGGCAACAGUUCCGGCAGGGCAACUACUCCACUCAGACUUGGGUCCGCCAGCAGCAAAUGGUAGCGGCCCCGCACUACUCCUACCUGUCUGAGGACAGUGGAGCGGAGGAGAACUUCCAUAGGGACAAGCAAGAGAUUUUACCCAAAGUGCCCGUUAGUGGUCAAAACCAUGCUGCUCUUAACCCAAAGGUUUCUACAAGUCAGGAGAGUGAGAAAAAACAUGAUGAGGAGUUUAAUUCCCUCACAAUGGACAUUGACAACUCCAUCGACCAGCUUAACCAAUUGAUUCUGGACUUGGACCCUACAUUUGUGCCCAUUCCAACACGGAGCAAUUCAGUUAAAAGAAACGAAGGAUCGACAAAUAUGGCUACUUCGUGUAAGAGCAAGGGCUUGACACUCAGACUUAAUGAGAGCAACAGGAAUCAACAGACGGCUGUCCCACCUGCCGGAGAGAGUUUGCGCUCUCUGAGUCGCCAGGGCAGCGAGGUGGCCGAGCACUCGACGGGGUGUGUGCGACCUGCGUGGGAAAUGGAACCGGAGUUCCGUGACCGACUGACCUACACACACAAUGUGUCUCCACCACAGCGGACUCCUCUGUACAGAGCAGACAGUGUGGAGUACCGAGGUCCGAAUGCUGGACUUGACGCAGGAAUUGACGUGGUUCCUCCAACACCAGCUUUCCCCAUCUCACCACCUACACCUUAUGUGAAGACGGUGGAGUUCAGCCACUUCGCCCAGACGCCGUCUCCCGGGAUGCCGAUGUACGGAGCCUUCAGGACGGAGCACGAUAUGAGAGCUUUUGCAGAUAUUAUGGGCCACGAUGAGGGCAGAGUGAAUAUGUCUCACCGAGCCUUCACACACACCCCAUCCACCGGAGGAACCAUAACCCUGACAGACAGCUCGAUUCAGUCCUCCUGCCCAGAAGGGGCGCUGCUCAGUCGCCAAACCUCUAUCAACGCCCAACAUCAACAUAUCAACACCCAACACCCUGUCACCAUGGGUUUCAACCAAAACUCACCUCCAUCCCAACAUCUUCACCCACACCCUCACCCCGCCCCCAAUGCCCACAGCUCGCCCCGGGGCAACCAGGUGACCCGAGUCGUGCAUUACGCAGUGAACCGCAGCCCAGUGCUCAGCUUCGACGAGGAGCCUGACGGUCUGAGCUACGAGCCCCAGCAACCUCCGCUUCCUGAGAAGAUGCGUGCCCUGGACUGCGAGCGUUCUUUAGGGUCUGUGUCUCCGGCACCUAGCGGGUUCUCCAGUCCUCACAGCGGUAGUUCGCUCUCUAUCCCAUUCCCGAACUCGCUGCCGGAGCUGCAGGCCAGGAGCAACAGCAUCAGCCCUUUACCAGAUGUUCUGAUGAACAAGCAGGCGACAGCAAAGUUCGUCCAGGACACUUCGAAAUACUGGUACAAACCAGACAUCGCAAGGGAACAAGCCAUCGCAGUGCUAAAGGAUAAAGAGCCCGGCUCCUUCAUUGUACGUGACAGCCACUCGUUUAAAGGUGCCUACGGAUUGGCUAUGAAGGUGGCCACGCCCCCUCCCUCCGCCGUGCAGCAGAGUAAGAAAGGUGGAGACAUGUCCAAUGAGCUUGUCCGUCAUUUCUUGAUCGAGUGCACACCAAAAGGAGUACGACUGAAGGGAUGUCCCAAUGAGCCUUACUUUGGGAGUCUGACUGCACUGGUGUGUCAGCACUCUAUCACACCACUGGCUCUGCCGUGUAAACUCAUCAUCCCAGACAGAGAUCCACUAGAGGACACCGUUGAAACAGCACCGCAGUCCAUCAGCAAUUCUGCAGCCGAGCUUCUGAAACAGGGAGCAGCGUGUAAUGUGUGGUUCCUGGGCUCUGUCGAGAUGGAGUCUUUGACAGGCUAUCAUGCCGUGCAGAAAGCCACCACGGACCUGUUGGGUUCUGAGCCUGCACACUCCUCCACCGUAGUGCACUUCAAAGUGUCCUCACAGGGCAUCACGCUCACUGAUAACCAGAGGAAGUUGUUCUUCAGAAGACACUACGCUGUCAACACUGUUAUUUUCUGCUCUUUGGACCCUCAGGACAGGAAGUGGAGACGAGAUGGAUUACCGUCAGCUAAGAUUUUCGGUUUCGUAGCGCGGAAGACGGGCAGCGGCAUGGACAACGUGUGCCACCUGUUUGCUGAGCACGACCCUGAGCAGCCCGCCAGUGCCAUCGUCAACUUCGUCUCCAAAGUCAUGAUCGGGUCGCAGAAGAACGCUUGAACACCAUAUCCCCAACCAAUCCCCCUCGACCUGCUGUCCCCUAAUGAUGACAUCACAUUGUAUCACAUGAACGCGAAGAGCUAUUCGAGAGCUAUUAUUAAUGAGGAAGGACUCAUAUCAUACAGAAAAAAAAACAUGUAUAGGUUGAGACUGUGCUGCUACUCAG
This is a messenger RNA of Clarias gariepinus (North African catfish), 4225 nucleotides long. RefSeq names its product tensin-3-like. Gene Ontology annotation, biological process: dephosphorylation. Gene Ontology annotation, molecular function: phosphatase activity; protein binding. The transcript is spliced from 27 exons. Bases 151 to 4059 code for a protein of 1302 amino acids. NCBI's taxonomy places the organism in Eukaryota, Metazoa, Chordata, Actinopteri, Siluriformes, Clariidae. The record is from RefSeq and is a predicted model, not a curated record.